Molecule: messenger RNA, 1847 nt
Organism: Peromyscus maniculatus bairdii (prairie deer mouse)
Lineage: Eukaryota; Metazoa; Chordata; Mammalia; Rodentia; Cricetidae
Source: RefSeq, a predicted model, not a curated record
AUGGAGGCUCCUGCGCCGACCUCGCACGCCACCGGCUUUCCAGUCGAGGGCAGAUGCAGCUACUUUGUGGAAAAGAAGAAGCGCUUCUGCAGGAUGGUGGCGGCCGCGGGGAAAAGGUUCUGUGGUGAACACGCUGGAGCCGCGGAGGAAGAAAAUGCUCGGAAAAGAAUCUUGUGUCCUUUAGAUCCAAAACACACAGUAUAUGAAGACCAACUAGCAAAACAUUUAAAAAAAUGUAACUCAAGAGAGAAGCCAAAGCCUGAUUUCUUUACUCAAGAUGUAAAUGCAGGAUUAAAGGAAGAAAUGGACAUUCCUGAGCAAUUAGUUCCAUUUUCUUCUCUGUCUGAAGAGCAGUUGGAAAACUUAAUUAAGAAAUUGAGAAAAGCAAGUGAAGGCUUGAAUUCUACACUUGAAGAUCACAUUAUGUCCCAUCCAGCAUUACAUGAUGCCCUGAAUGACCCUAAAAAUGGUGACUGUGCAGUCAAGCACCUGAAACAGCAGGCUUCUAUUUUAGGUAACAUUGAAAAAUUAAAGUUACUUGGUCCAAGAAGAUGCUUUGUUGAGUUUGGAGCAGGAAAGGGGAAGUUAUCUCACUGGGUUGAUAUUGCCUUAAAAGAUGCUGAAAACGUUCACUUCAUCCUGGUAGAGAAAAUGACUACAAGAUUCAAGGUAGAUGGUAAACAUAGAAAGGAGAGCUCAGUGUUUGAAAGACUUCAGAUCGAUAUUCAACACUUGUGUCUGAACAGGGUUCCUGUGCUCAGAGAAGGAAGACUGCCUGUGGUAGGAAUUGGGAAGCAUCUGUGCGGGGUCGCAACAGGAACUGUUUUAAGAGGUGGGAGCUGGCCUCCCACAAUACAUAAAUCUCCUACCUGUUCGCCGUGACUCUUGGAUGUAUGCACGCAUGAACUGAAGCCCAAACAGCUCCUGUUCCUCCUCUCCUUCUGCGCAGUCACUGGGAGGAAGCGUCACUUCCAGUCUCAGCGGGUUGUCUCGGAAGUUGACAAACCUAGCAGUUGACCAGAAACACAGUAGUUUUGGGUGCCAUAGAAGUGCAUGUACAUUUACUUCCCUGGGAAAAGAUCAAGUGACAGUCUACAGAAUUACUAUUUUCAACUGUUUUCAAUAACUGAUUAUCUUGCUGGAAGCCAAUAUACCCCAAGAAGAGACAGUGUUUCGCCCCAAAGCUUACAAAGACAACUAUUAGUUCAUAACAUGUAUUUAGUGCGAUGAGAGCAAGUUGUAUCAUAAAUCUCCGACUAAUGCUAUGACGAUAGUUUGUGCCUGUUUUUAUGGAUCAAUGCCUCAGUCAUCAAGUACAAAACUGAAGUUGCCGGAUAAGUCAAUGUAUGAACGGUUUUUGUUGUGGAGGUUCUGAAUUUGGGUAUCCAAUUGCCUCAUUCCAUCAGAAAAUGACAUUCUGGAGAGAAUUUUAUUCCUGUUCUAAUAAGUAGCAAAAAAAAAAAAAAAAAAAAGUCUGCUUUCUGUAGGCUAAUAUAGUUACCUGUGCCUAUUUGUAGUUAUUCAGAAGGAAACUGGUCACUAUUUUAUUCUUUUGAUUUUUGUAUUGCAAAGCGUUGGUUAGCAGUAUAAAGAGAAUUUUCAUGAUAUUGUCACCAACAAAAGACCGUUCUUUAAACUGAUAAACCCCUGUACCAUUUUAGUUUCAAGAAUUAUUUCUUGAAUAAGCUAGACUGGUGUUAUGUGAGUCACACUCAUGAAAAUUUUUAAGCAUUGGAAUAUAUGGUUUUUUUUUGAAUGAAGGAAUAAAAUUGACUUUAUUCAGAGCGAAAGUUGUUGCAUUCAUAGAAAAUCCUGAAGGGCCAAAAAAAAAAAAAAAAAAAUCCUUG